AAGAUCUCCAUUUCAAAACAAACGACUUCCGCGCAUGCUGCUGUUUUCCCAUGCGCAGACCUUGUUGCAUCGGCUAUUGUCGGCCACCCAGGAGAAGACAGAGACCACUUUCACAUCACAGCAGCAUCUGCCAGUAAACUUGAAGCCAUGGCAUCAAUCAAAGUGUCUGUGAUGGCGGGGACACUUUUCACUCUCUGCGUAAUCCUGGGAACAAGCGCGCAUGCAGCUUAUGUUUGCUGCAGAAGAUACAUGAGGGGAAUACUCCCAUUUUCAGAUAUCACUGGUUUCUCUGAGCAGAAGAACUAUGAACUGUGUUCGAUAAAUGCCAUCAUUUUCCACACAAAACAAGGAAAAAUAUGCGCCAACCCAGACCUGGAAUGGGUGAAGGACUACAUCAAACGAAUUAAAUCUAUGGUGCAAAGGUAAAGGACAACUACUGCAUUUAUUUUAUAAGUCUCCAUAAAAAGAAAAGAUAUUGAUGUUUUUUUUUCUUAAGUAAACAUAAUAAUAAAAGCAACAUCUAAUAAAGCAACACUGUAUAUAUAGCCUGUAUGA
Molecule: messenger RNA, 555 nt
Organism: Cyprinodon variegatus (sheepshead minnow)
Lineage: Eukaryota; Metazoa; Chordata; Actinopteri; Cyprinodontiformes; Cyprinodontidae
Product: C-C motif chemokine 20-like
Exons: 4
Coding region: 148-426 (92 amino acids)
Biological process (GO): inflammatory response; positive regulation of GTPase activity; cellular response to tumor necrosis factor
Cellular component (GO): extracellular region
Molecular function (GO): chemokine activity; CCR chemokine receptor binding
Source: RefSeq, a predicted model, not a curated record